AGUCUCUAGUGAUAAAAUCCCUGUAAAUUUUCUAAAAAUUACUAACACUCCAGAUUUCGGAAUCUGGACAUUGGAUAUUUCGAGAAUUUUUUGAUAUUGUUAGUUGCAAUAAAGGUAGGAAAAUAAAAUCAUGGUCGUCACAGAUGAUCAUCAUAUUCCUACGGACGAAGAAUUAACUGUCGAGGAAGUUAACGUCUCCUUUCCGGUUCUUCAAUCUGCAGCUUUUCACCUCGGCAAGUUUUGUGAAACUCAAAACAAUGAGUUCAUGCUUUGUCGAACGGAAUAUCCGGACGAUUGUCGUCAGUGUUUAGAUCUGGGGAAGCAAGUGACUUCCUGUACACUGGAUUUUUUUAGAAAAUUGAAAAAAACCUGCUACGAUGAAUUUACGCAAUAUUCAAACUGCAUCGACAAAUCUAGCGGAGAUUCAGCCUUUGUUCCGUGUCGCAAGACCCAGAAAGUCUACGAUGCCUGUGUCCUGUCCAAUUUGAAAAUCGAGCGUCCGCGAAUCACAUAUUACGCGGAAGCGAAAAUAGUCGACUCGAAGAGACCUCCUCCGCCGAAAGAGCCGAAACUCAGAUUCCCGGAUGCCACUCCUGGUCUGCCGGAAGAUGCGCCACAACCAGAGUCUUCAUAUCCGCAUCGGUCAUUCAUAUAAAUUCUCUUAUUCCCAUUUCCUCUUCCAAAUAGUCACGGUCACGAAGAAAAGGGAAGAUUUGUUUGUGGCAUCUAUCGUGUUAAAAAGUUGGCGAAAACCCGCCAGGAUUUGAAAAAAAAACCCCUACAGCAAUGCAAAUAAAUUAGUAAAUAUGA
Belonocnema kinseyi is the source of this 810-nucleotide messenger RNA. RefSeq names its product NADH dehydrogenase [ubiquinone] 1 alpha subcomplex subunit 8 (gene ND-19). The record is from RefSeq and is a predicted model, not a curated record. Bases 131 to 655 code for a protein of 174 amino acids. The transcript is spliced from 3 exons. Gene Ontology annotation, biological process: mitochondrial electron transport, NADH to ubiquinone. Lineage: Eukaryota; Metazoa; Arthropoda; Insecta; Hymenoptera; Cynipidae.